Messenger RNA from Durusdinium trenchii, 1799 nucleotides. The record is from the annotation of a GenBank genome assembly. Lineage: Eukaryota; Dinophyceae; Suessiales; Symbiodiniaceae.
CAAUGCUCAAUGACUGCGAACAUGAGAAAGAUGAAAAAUAGCCUUUAGGCCCUUGGCGAAGGCAGAAAAAAUCCGUGUGGUCAAUGCUGAUGCAAGUUAGCAUACUUCGCACAAUAACAUUAUGUUUGUUGAGUUGACUUGUUGCCUUGCUUAAAAUUUUCGCGGCGGCAGCAACAACAACAACAGCAGCAGCAACAACGACAACCAUAACAACCACCACAUUCUCCCAUACACCCACACCCCCCCCCUGGUUCCUCCUUGUCCUCCAUGAAGCGCGGUGCCUCACGAAGAACUCAGAAAGCCCUCCGGGCAGCACGGAGCUUUGGCUAAUUCGACCUGCUUCAAGAUCACGCAAACACAGCCAGACCAUCGAACAUCGAGCGCAAUGGUCCAGCUGGCCCAUCUCCGAGCGUGGUGAGUGACGGAGCAAGGGCAGCCGGGCACUGGGAAGACGCGUUGUUGGCUUUGCGGCCGCUGAGGAGGGGCGCUGUUCCCAGGUGAACUUGCGAGGCCAAAACCGCCAGGGCAAACUACAAAGGACGCUAUGGCUAUUAGGGACAAAGGGCAUCGCUACUAGGGGCUCCUGGCCUUUUCUACUAGGAGCGUCCAUGGACCCCCGCUGAGGUCCGUAGUGCGAGGAGAGUCCACAAGCAAACCACGCACCAUCCAGAAAACAGAGUCGUGCGUACCCAAGGCAAGGGGACAAGGCAUCCAAGUGGGACCGGACUUCCGUCCGCCCUCCAGCCUCACGAAGCAAGGGCCACUGAGAAAAUUGGCUUUAAGCCUAAGCCGGAGACAAGAAGGCUGGCCGAAGGCGUUGUUGAUUUUCCAGGGUGCAGGUCUUAAGUGGAGAGGGCGGGGGUAUGCGGGGGUUAUGUACAGCAAGGAUGGUUAUGAAAACAAGCACCCAUGCUUGUCAUUUCACGCAUGUCAUUGUGUGAACGUGCUGUUGUGUGAAAGUGGAUGGUUUGCCAAUGGUUGACCAACAAUUCUGCUGCUGCAAUGUUUUUGUCAUGCCGCUAUGGAGCAUCAGGCCUUCCAUGUUUCCACUUGGCUCUCGGGAAUGUUGAGCACAUCUUGGAAAAGACAGCGUUGCCGAGCAAACAUGCAACAUGUUUUGUGCAUGUGUUGUUGUCCAAAUGCCCCACCACAGCCAGCAGUUUGCCAUGCGCAUGGUGGCUAUUAUUUGGUGCUGCGACCUUUUGUUGGUUCAGAGCUUGAGGCCGCAUGAAGGACAAGAAGAAGAACAACAACGUGUUGUGCAAAGACACACGUUGGGAAGGAAUCCAAAAGGGAAUGCCCCCCCCGCCGUCUCCAUUGAAACAGCUUGCCAGGAGCAGGCGCUUGACAAAGGCGAGGGAGUAACAGUGAACAUCAUUCGAGUAUGCGUGGAUGCUUUGCAAAACUACGCGGAAUCAACCAGGGGUGGAUUGGUGAAAUCCAUUGAAGCUGAAAAGGAGUUUGUCAAGCAGUAUGCGCAAGCAAUGAAGAAAAUCAAAGAAUUGGGAGAUGUAGCCGAUGUCUGGGAUUUAGCUUUGUCAGACAAAAACGCAACAUUGAAAGUUCUUUUGGGCGAUGCCAACGCGACCAAGUCUUUGACUAUGCAGUUGAGAAGGAAUGGAACGGCAUAGAAUCACUGCCGUUGCAAAGCAAGACAACUAGCAAAGCAAAGGAGGCACAAAGUGCAACUGCGUCUGAACGAUAUCGGCCCGAAUGCACGGAGUCAAAAGUACGUUUUGCACUUUACUGCCUUGGACUCACAAUUUUUAGAGAUGGCGCCCCCUUUGAGCUCACCAGCC